CAACAUCUCAUAAUUUAGAGCAAAGCAGGAGUUGGACAUCACUGACUUUUUUCCAGCGAACCCAAAGCAGCAUCAAGAGCUAAAUCCAGCUGAACUAAGUAAUAUUUAGAGAACUGCUGAGUCGAGGAAACAGCUGAAUGAUGAGUGCUGCUCAGAGUCAAAUAACACUGGUGUCCAAACUGCAGGGCCUGCAGUGCCACUUCACCUGGGAUCUGGACACCAGCAGGGCCAAACUUUUACGUUUCAGGGAAAGGUUAGAGGAUUUUGGCACCGAGGACGGACACAGCUGGCUGGGUCACAUUUACAACCUGCGGGGGUUCAUUGAAUACAAGCUGGGAUUUACUGAAGAAGCCCAGAGUUUCUUCAACAAGGCUACAGAGGCCUUCUGCCAGAUAAGAAAUGCAGAUGAGGGUCCCUGGUUAGUGGUGAACUACGGGAACCUGGCUUGGCUGCACCACCACCUGGGAGACCCAGCAGAGAGUGAGGCUUACCUGACAAAGGUCGACGCCCUGAUGAAUGAAUAUCCAUCUCCAUCCCAGGACAAGCUCCACCCAGAGAUCUGCGCUGAAAAAGCCUGGACUCUCAUAAGGUUUAGCACAGAUAAAAUGCCGCUGGCUCUAGAUUACUUCCUGAAGGCCAUCGAGAUGCAGCCGGACAUGGUGGAGUGGAACACCUGCCAUAUCUUAGGGUUAAUGUUUGCUUCAGAGCACAGCAGCACAGAGCAGGGGGCUGACAUCUUGGAGAAAAUGAGAAUUGCCAAAGAAAAGGAUCCAGAGAACUUGUACCUCGCAGUUCACUACCUCAACCAAUGUGCUAAGAAAGGAGAAAGAAUUGAAGAUGAAGCACGUGAGCUAGCCAGGGAGGUUUUGAGAAAUCCUGUCAGCAGCUACAGUGGUAUUAAACCAUUACUUAGCGUUUAUAGAAAGUAUUUAUCUGUUGAUGAGGCCAUUGAUUUGUCAGAGGAGGUUCUUGAAAACCAUCCAGAUGAGCGUUAUCUGAAGGGAUGUGCUGCACUCUGCUACAGAUGGAAGAUCUUUGACAAUGACAGUCUUCCAACACAAAGCCUGAUGGAUAGAGCAAUCAGUCUCCAUGAAGAGAUGAUUUCUCUUUACCCUCGUUCCUCACUUAAGAAGAAAAUAGACCUUGCACAUAUAUAUGUAAAGUCAACUAAUGGCCUAGCUAAAGCUGAGCAGAUAUACCAGGAACUGCUAGAAAGGGAUCUUGAACCUGUAGACAAACAGAUGCUUUACUUCAACUACGCACAACAUUUAAACUUCAAUGGACAGGAUCGCAACAGGUCACUCAGAUAUUACAUGCAGGUGUUAGAGAUACGGCAACAAUCCAUCUUUCGUGAGAAAAGCAUCAAAGUUCUGGUGAACAUUAGAGACAGAGGCAGGGACAGAAUGUGUAGAGAAAUAGAGGAGUUUCUGGAAAACCUGCAAGAGCCAUAGUGUUUUUAACAGCACUGGUUCUGAAUCCAGAACAAAUAUAGGUAUUGCAUUAGCAAUAACAUCUGUAUAUACUUAUUAUUUUGAUUACUUACACGUUAAUUAAGUUGCACGUUUUUUCUCUCUUGGCCGUGUGGUCCAGAAGGCAGCAACACACACACUCGGAACAUGUAAUAUACGAUCAACUCAUUGUUGGUUUUAGUCUAUAAAUGGCUAACAAACAAAAGAACCUGUAUAUUUUGAGCUGUCUCCUUUUAAGGCAGGUUUCAACAAGUGUUCAUUGAAGACAACACAUAUCUAAAUACCUAUACAUUAGCACUGAAAAACUGCCAGCUGUAGUACACAAGUACAAAUGUGUUGUAAAUGUUAGUGAAUAAUAAAACUUGGAUUUGUAAUGCAGCUUAAUUUGUUCUAUCACCUGAAUUACAGCCAAAUGCAACUGAUUGUUUUCAUGUAUGUAAGCUGUGUCUCAGUUGUACACUCUAUAAAUACUAUGAAAUAUACAUUACUAAGACAUUCUGUUGGACGUCAACCAAACUACAACUUUUAAAGCUACUGCCAACAUUAUAUUUGAAAACCUUUAGAGAAGCAAAACAUUAGUUAAUUCAUCGUUUUCCAAAAACUAAAAUCACAGUAACACUGAAUUUUAUGUUUGAGAUUUCAGAAUAAUUCCUUGGAAAUAAUAAUUUGGUACUAAUUACAGGGGAAAACAGUAAUUUCCUCAAAAGAAAUGCUGAAGUUUUUCCCAAGUAAAGAUGAAUUCAUUUAUUGAUUGAUGAUUGAAAACUUUAUUGGAUCCUUGUUUAAUAACAUAAUUUCCCAAAGACAAAGUAUAAAUGUUUGCAUGUUCAGCCGACCUUUUGGCAAUAUAGUGUAACAUGAAACCCAUAGACUGUUGAAAACACAGCUGUAAUAUUUGUAUCAUGUCUUAUUUUACUUGGCAAAGUUCCUUGUAAAUAAAAUCCCAGGAGCAUCAUGUCA
This is a messenger RNA of Cottoperca gobio, 2429 nucleotides long. Its product is annotated as interferon-induced protein with tetratricopeptide repeats 1B-like. Gene Ontology annotation, molecular function: protein binding. Lineage: Eukaryota; Metazoa; Chordata; Actinopteri; Perciformes; Bovichtidae. The transcript is spliced from 2 exons. Gene Ontology annotation, biological process: defense response to virus. The record is from RefSeq and is a predicted model, not a curated record. Gene Ontology annotation, cellular component: cytosol. Bases 138 to 1451 code for a protein of 437 amino acids.